AGAGAGGCUGUGUGUGCAUUAAGAGAGAGAGAGAGAGAGAGAGAGAGAGAGAGAGAGAGAGAGAGAGAGACGAGGUCUGGCGUCUCCCGGUAGUAAAGUCUAUCAGGUCUCGAGCACAAAAACUCGGAGGAACAGACAGAAGAGGGAGAAGAGGCCUCGCAGAAAUCUGAAUGCUUUACUUGUUACCUGGACCGGCAGCAGCAGCACGUGAAGCCUUGGAUUAAAAACCCUGACUAGAAGGACGGAUGGUCGCGCGGACGGGCUGCGCGCUCUGAAGUUGGACAGACUACCGAGACACCGACAGCGAGCAGCAGCUUUUGUUCCCCCCCACCUCCCAGAACCAGCUGAAGGCAGCGGCGGCACCGGGAGGCUGUGCCCGCGCACCCCGAUUAUGAAGCUGCCUUGGCUAUUGGCGCUCACAGCGCUGCUUGCUCACACCGCCACGGGACAGACUUGGUCGCCGUCUCUCGAUGACGAAGGCUCGACGAGAGACGAGUUCUACGAUGAUGAGGAUCUCUACUCAGGCUCAGGCUCAGGCUUUCCUGAGAUUAGUAUGAGGCCGACAUCGGCGAGUGUGUCGUUCACCACAGAAGAGACCCUCCUCCUCUCCACCACCCAGGCCACCGGCCCUGCCCCCUCCGCCUCACCUGCAGCUGAGCCGAGCCCCAACCCAGAGGACCCCACCGCCACCCCGCUGCCCACUGAGGCCGAUGGGGAGAGCGGUGUGUUCUGGGAGAGAGAGAGAGAGCAGGAGAAGGAGAGGGAUUUAGAGAGGGAGAAAGAGCAAGAGCAAGAGAGGCAGAGCGAACUGGAGAAGGAGAACGAAAGGGAGAAACAGUUGGAGAGGGAGAGGGAGAGGGAAAGAGAGAGGGAGCGGGUCCGAGAGAUGGAGAGAGAGAAGGAGAGAGAGCGCGAGCGAGAGAGGGAGCGUGAGAGAGUAGCGAGAGAAAGAGAGAGAGAGGCAGAGAGGCGUGAGAUUGAAAGAGAGAGAGAGCUGGAGCAAAUCAGGGCCGCUGCUGCCCAGACCACCACCGCCGCCCCACGAUCCCCCGCUGCCAUCCCCGUGGUGACCACCAACCCUGCAACCAACCCUGCAGAAAGUGCAGCACCCUCUGCCGGUUCGGAUGACCUGAGCACCACAGAAGAAGAAGAGGACAUCUACCUGUCACCUGAACCCUCAGUGUUUUUCCCAGGCUUUGACAUGGAAACCACCACAGAGGAAGACACGUCCACCACAGCAGAGACCACCCCUGAGCCCACAACAGCUGCACCCACCACCACCGCCGCCGCCGCCACCACUGUCAAGACCAGGGUCUCCUUCAGGCCCAGGGUUCCCAUGACGACAGCCACUCAGGCGGUGCCGGCAGAGAGAACGACCCGCCCACAGCAGCCCACAACUACACAGGAUGCCAACAACGAAGCGGGUGCUGCAGGACCGAGUGGAGAUUUCGAGAUCCGUGAUGAUCGUCGUAAUGAUCUCGGUCGAGGUAUAAUGCCAGUGGAACCUGACCUGAUCGGUAACACAGUGGACGGAGGAAGCUCUGCCGCCCAGCUGCCACAGAAGAACAUCCUGGAGAGAAAAGAGGUCUUGAUAGCGGUGAUAGUGGGAGGAGUAGUGGGCGCCUUGUUUGCUGCCUUCCUGGUGAUGCUGCUGGUGUACAGGAUGAAGAAGAAGGACGAGGGCAGCUACACGCUGGAGGAACCCAAACAGGCCACCGUCACCUACCAGAAACCAGACAAGCAGGAGGAGUUUUACGCAUAACACUCGUAUGCCAGAGAGACGCACCGCACACCGAGGGAGAGAGAAAGAGCGAGAGAGAGAAGAGAGAAAGAUACUCUAAGCACCCAUCCUCCUCCUCCUCUUCUUCUUCGUCGCCUCCCCCUCAUCUGCUCGCCUCUCCUCAUCCCUCUCUCCUCUCGUCCCCGAAACACUUGAGAGCGCCUCUCUCUCUGCGGACUUGGAACUUUCUUUUCAAUGAAAACGAAAAAGAGGACGAAAAAAAAAAAGAAAAAAAAAUCCAAAUAUAUUCUGAAAAAAUAACACAUACACAGGAGAUGUUUUUAAAGUAAAUGUUGUCAUUAAUAUUCUACAGAUUAUCUUGUUCUGUAUGUAAUGAUAUGAUUAUUUUGUAAGAAAAACAAACAAAACAAGACUUGUGUUUUCCAGCACAAAAAAACGUUCCUCCUCUAUUUUUAUGGAGCGAAUGAAAAGGCUAAAAAGAAAGAGGAGAGGGGCGAGGCGAGCUGUGCGAGACACAAAAGAAAAGGAGAGUGAUGGGCUCGACUCUGCCCCUCACCCCCCCAAAAACACACAGAGCAUCUGGUUGGCCGCACAGAGCUCAGGGUCAAAGGUGAGAGGAAAGGUCUCUUUGUGCCUUCCAACCCUCUGGUGCUCGAAGACGCAUACGCACAUUCAUACAGCCACAUAAACACAUGCUUACACACAUGCACAUGCAGACACACACAUGUAUCUGCUUGAUGGUGGUUCUGACCUCUCUCUCUGUGCUCGGCCAACCAGAAAACAGUGCUCAACCCUCGGUGUGAUUGACAACGUCGUGGAGCCGCUGUGGAAACAUUCGCUGGUCGCAUAGAGGUUUACUCAUGCGGCCAAUCUGCUCCUCCUAAGCUGUAUAAAGACUAGUUACGGAUAGUAAUAAUAACCAAUAAUAUAUCAAUGUUUUGGGCUGGACAGUGAAUAAUAAUAAUAAUAAUAAUAAUAAUAAUGAUAAUAAUACCGUUAUAAUAAUAAUAAUGAUAAUAAUACUUAAACAGGGGGAUGUGUAUUUAGCAAUUUAAAAAAAGUUUAUAUGUAAAUAUCAGCGUAUCCUUUCUGGCAUCACUAACCAUCUGCAUGAUCAUGAAGAGUUUUUAUUCAUCACAUCCGUCAUCACUCUAGAUGAGCUGUGCUCUCGUCAGCCACACACACACACACACACACACACACACACACACACACACGUAACACAUGUACGCACACACACAGACAUAUAACUUGCUGUGCAUUUAAAUACACCAUACAGACUUUUAAGUAUACUGUUAAUCAUAUCAUUCAAACACAUAUCAAACCCAUCUUCAUCAUCAUCAUAGUCAUUGUGAUAGUCAUCACUUGUGAUACGAGCGAGAUCAGGUGGUUUCAAUAUGUUAUUGAUUAGUUAUCGAUCAGUUGCCGGUUGGUUUAGAGUUUGGUCUGUUUGUGUAAAAGCACAACUACAUGUCCAGUCAUCACGUCAUCAGAUAUCCCCCCCCCCCCCCCCCCCCCACCACCACUCCCACACACACCUUUUGCAUGGCUCACUUUCUUUUUCUUCCACCAUUGGCUCUCUGUUUGGGGAUGGGUGGGGCCUCUGGGAAGUGAGAAGGGCUUUAAUGACAAACCGAAUCCGCGCGGGAAGUUGCUCCCUUCAUUGCAAAUUCAGUCAAAAUCAUAACUUUGUCAUUAAAGCUUUGGUUAUGAGUAGAAACAGACUUUGAAUUAGUGUUUUUGGAGCCAACUUUAACCUGCUGUUGGACUCUUUUUGGGGUUGAGAAAAUGGGGGAAAGGGGUUCGGUUUGGGGAAUGUGAGGAGACAGGAGGGCUGUGCUUCUAUCUAAGAGAUUGUAACAAUAACCACACCAGUGCGACUGGGCUAGUAGCUUCUAUUAUACUCAGUACUGUAGAACAAAAAUGCAUGGGAGUCAAAACUAUACUAGUCUCAGUGUGUGUGGAUGCCUGUGUGUGUGUGUUUUUGUGCGUUUGAAAGAAAAGAGGGGUGAGUUAAAGUUGGAAUGUACUGUGGCAGAGUGUGUGUUUACCUACUCCAGCAGUUCUCACGCUCUUCCACAGACAGGUAACACACCUCUUCCACUCUUGUGUGUGUAUGUAUGUCACCUGCCCCCUUGCCAGUGUGAGAAUACGCAUGUGUCUUCACCUCAUCUAUACGCGCCACCUGUGUGUAUGUGUAUGUAUGCAUGAGUGCUUCACCUUGGUAUUUCACAGCAGACUCUUGUGUACACUGACUAGCCUGUCGACGUGUGUGUGUGUCUGCGAGUGUUUCUGUUCACUGCUGAAUGAGGGGCAGCUGGUCCCUCACAGCGGCUUUCACACACACUGACUGUGUCUUUUCACUGUCUGACUGUCUGCCUGUCUGUCUCUCUGCCGCAGGACAGACGGACAGACAACACACCACUUUCUCACAGGCAGGAAUGAUCUUAACACGUACUGUCUUUUUUAAAGUGACUGUCAAAGUGUAAACAAAAAGUGUGUGUUUGUACCCAUCUAAGCCUGCGUAGCCAAAUAAGACGUGUGUGUUUGUGCGUGAGAGAGGGUGAAUUUGUACGUGUGUGAGUGUAGGUAUGCAUGUGUGUGCGUGUUAGUGUGUGUGUGUGUGUGUGUGUGUGUGUGUGUGUGUGUGUGUGUGUGUGUGUGUGUGUGUGAAGCCCAACGGAGGCUACACCACUCUAUGUUUGCUGUUCCCAUUCCUGUUUUUAUACAUUUGCAUUUUUUUAAGGCUGAGUUUCUGUCAUUGGCUGAGUGAGCGAGAGGAGGCAGAUCCUCCCGGCCACCGCCCUGUCACUAAUCUGCCACUCUGUUCCAAAUAAAAAACCUGGUUGGGUAAAUCUG
Cottoperca gobio is the source of this 4600-nucleotide messenger RNA. It is a transcript of the gene sdc3, whose product is annotated as syndecan 3. The record is from RefSeq and is a predicted model, not a curated record. NCBI's taxonomy places the organism in Eukaryota, Metazoa, Chordata, Actinopteri, Perciformes, Bovichtidae. Gene Ontology annotation, cellular component: membrane; cell surface. Gene Ontology annotation, biological process: cell migration.